Notechis scutatus (mainland tiger snake) is the source of this 1376-nucleotide messenger RNA. NCBI's taxonomy places the organism in Eukaryota, Metazoa, Chordata, Lepidosauria, Squamata, Elapidae. The record is from RefSeq and is a predicted model, not a curated record.
ACCGGUCACAUGAUUGCGGGGAGGCGGAAGGCAUGGAGGCGGCUGCCAAGUUCCAGCCCAGCGAGCAUCAGCACCUACGCUAUAACCCUCUGCGGGAGGACUGGGUGCUGGUUUCUGCCCACCGCAUGCGGCGCCCCUGGCAAGGGCAGCUGGAGAAGCCGCCCGAGGAGGACACCCCACGCCACGACCCGGCCAACCCCUUGUGUCCCGGGGCCACGCGGGCGAACGGCAAGGUCAAUCCCCAUUACGAGAGCACAUUCGUCUUUGACAAUGAUUUCCCUGCAUUGCAGCCAGAUGCGCCGGAACCUGGACUGGUUCUCCUCACGGCAUCCUCACUCUCUUCCCCUUCUUUGCAGAUCUGGGCUAGUGACUUCCUGCCCAACGAAGCCUCCCUGGAGGACCAGUCCCAACGGAAGUACCACCGAGACAAUUCUGUCCCCAUGCUGCUGGAGUAUGCCCGGCUGGAGGCCGAGCGGAAGGAACGGGUCGUGGUGGAAAAUGCGGACUGGCUAGUGGUGGUGCCCUACUGGGCAGUGUGGCCCUUCCAGACCCUGUUGCUUCCUCGGAGACACGUCUGCCGGCUGGAGGAGCUCCGGGAGAGCGAGAGAGACAGCCUGGCAUCCAUCAUGAAGAGGCUUCUCACCCGAUACGACAACCUCUUCCAGGUUCCCUUCCCUUACUCGAUGGGUUGGCAUGGAGCUCCGACGGGGCCGUACCUGGAGGCUGACUGCAGGCAUUGGCAGCUCCACGCCCAUUAUUACCCUCCUCUCCUCCGUUCUGCCACCGUCCGUAAAUUUAUGGUGGGCUACGAGAUGCUGGCUCAGGCCCAGAGGGACCUGACCCCAGAGCAGGCUGCUGAACGCUUGAGGAAUCUUCCUGAGCACCAUUACAAGCUGGGCACCAAGGAGGCACCUGGGGGCAGGUGAUGGCUCUACCUGGCCUCUUUGGCGUGGGGCAGUUGGACAAUCCUUAGAAGCUGACCAAGAGAGACUGAAGAACAAUCCCAGCUGGAGAGUGGGGGGGGGGGAGCUGAGAACAUCCCCUAGGAAUUGCCUGACCUCAGGCCGAAUGCCAGCCCGGCUGCCCCACUCCACUAAGGCGGUGAUGCUGAUGACCAGUUAAGCCAGGACCUCUUCCCUUCUCGGAAGUCCUCUGCAGAACUGGAGGCUCCGUGUCCUGUGUGCCCACAAGAGGCGAGACCCAUCGGGGGGGAGUUGGGGGGGGGGGGGGGGAACCCCUCUCCUCAACAUCAAGUCUAUACCACUUCUGAUGAUGGAUGGGUGAGGAUUCCAGCAAUCGCCCUAAUUAAAUCAUGAUUCUCGAGCCAAACUUCAAAAAACUUCAAAGGAUCCAUUAGAGGCGACUUACUGGCCCUG